Molecule: messenger RNA, 8054 nt
Organism: Strigops habroptila (Kakapo)
Lineage: Eukaryota; Metazoa; Chordata; Aves; Psittaciformes; Psittacidae
Gene: KCNQ3
Product: potassium voltage-gated channel subfamily Q member 3
Exons: 15
Coding region: 362-2923 (853 amino acids)
Biological process (GO): transmembrane transport; potassium ion transport
Cellular component (GO): membrane
Molecular function (GO): voltage-gated potassium channel activity
Source: RefSeq, a predicted model, not a curated record
GAGGAGGCGGGGGGGUGGGGGGGGGGAGGAAGGGGCUCGGGCAUCGGGCUGGUAAAUAAACUCAGCGAUGAUUUCCCUGCCUUGCGCCGGCCCAGGUGCUCGCCGCGUUCCUGCCUCCCCGCUGCCGCCGGCGAGGAUGACCUGACGGGGAUGUGACUGCAGCCCCCAUCCCACCUUCUCUUUUCGCCCCCUCCCUCCCUAUCUCUCUCUCUAUAUAUAUAUACAUACAUGUGUGUAUAUAUAUAAAUACAUAAAGAAAUCAUUUUUUGGGGGGAGGGGCGGGGAGCUCGGAUCAUGGCCCUGGGGCUCCCGGGGCUGCCGCCGCCGAUCUGCAGCUCGCCUCUGGGGCCCGGCGGUGACCAUGGGGCUGAAGGCACGGCGCGGCGCGGCGGGCGGUAGCGCUGCCGGCGGGGCGGCGGCGGCAGCGGGGCGGCGGGCGGCGGCGGCGGGCGGCGGUGGCGACCCCGAGCAGGGCUCACUGGCCCUGGGCACCGGCGCCGACCGCGACGGGACGCUGCUGCUGGAGGGCGGCGGGAAGGAGGAGGGCGGCAAGCGGACCCCGCCGGGGCUGGGGCUGCUGGCGAAGACCCCCUUGAGCCGCCCGGUGAAGCGGAACCACGCCAAGUAUCGCCGCAUCCAAACUUUGAUCUACGACGCCCUGGAACGGCCCCGCGGCUGGGCGCUGCUCUAUCACGCUUUCGUGUUUCUGAUUGUCUUGGGGUGUUUGAUCCUAGCUGUCCUGACAACUUUCAAGGAGUAUGAAACUGUUUCGGGAGACUGGCUCCUCUUGCUGGAAACUUUUGCCAUUUUCAUCUUUGGAGCAGAGUUUGCCUUAAGAAUCUGGGCUGCUGGGUGUUGUUGUCGCUACAAAGGAUGGAGGGGGAGACUGAAAUUUGCCAGGAAGCCUUUGUGUAUGCUGGAUAUCUUUGUUCUGAUUGCUUCAGUGCCAGUGGUUGCGGUUGGGAACCAGGGCAAUGUUCUGGCCACAUCUCUCAGAAGCCUCCGCUUCCUUCAGAUCCUACGGAUGCUCCGAAUGGAUAGGCGGGGCGGCACAUGGAAACUUUUAGGAUCGGCCAUUUGUGCACAUAGCAAAGAGCUUAUCACUGCUUGGUACAUCGGGUUCCUGACACUCAUCCUAUCCUCGUUUCUUGUUUAUCUGGUUGAAAAAGAUGUUCCUGAAAAGGAUGCUAAUGGGGUGGAGAUGAAGGAAGAGUUCGAAACUUACGCAGAUGCACUGUGGUGGGGGCUGAUCACCCUUGCUACAAUUGGGUAUGGCGACAAGACCCCCAAAACAUGGGAGGGACGGCUGAUUGCAGCUACUUUCUCUCUCAUUGGAGUGUCUUUCUUUGCUCUUCCUGCAGGCAUUUUGGGCUCAGGGCUGGCACUGAAGGUUCAGGAGCAACAUCGUCAAAAGCACUUUGAGAAAAGAAGAAAGCCAGCAGCUGAACUCAUUCAGGCUGCCUGGAGAUACUAUGCUACUAACCCCAACAGGAUUGAUCUAGUUGCUACCUGGAGGUUUUAUGAAUCAAUUGUAUCAUUUCCAUUUUUCAGGAAAGAGCAAUUGGAUGGUACUGCCAGCCAAAAGCUGGGUCUCUUGGAUCGGGUUCGUGGUACCAAUACUAAAGGAAAGCUAUUUACCCCUCUGAAUGUAGAUGCCAUUGAAGAAAGUCCUUCAAAAGAGCCUAAGAAUGUUGUCUUGAAUAAUAAGGAGCGUUUUCGCACUGCAUUCCGAAUGAAAGCGUACGCUUUUUGGCAAAGCUCAGAAGAUGCAGGAACAGGGGAACCCAUGGCAGAAGAGAGAGGCGACGGUAGUGACUUCCUUAUGGAAGAUAUGAUUCCCACAUUCAAGACAGCCAUCCGAGCUGUCAGAAUACUACAGUUUCGUCUGUAUAAAAAAAAAUUCAAGGAGACUUUGAGGCCUUAUGAUGUAAAGGAUGUGAUAGAGCAAUACUCAGCAGGGCAUCUUGAUAUGCUUUCCAGAAUAAAGUAUCUCCAGGCAAGAGUAGAUAUGAUUUUUACACCUGGACCUCCAUCUACUCCCAAGCAUAAGAAAUCUCAAAAGGGAGGAGCUUUUUCUUACCCUUCACAACAGUCUCCCAGAAAUGAUCCAUAUGUAGCCAAAGCAUCUACAGCAGAUACUGAAGACCAAAGUAUGAUGGGCAAAUUUGUUAAAGUUGAACGACAGGUUAAUGACAUGGGGAAGAAACUGGAUUUUCUUGUUGAUAUGCAUAUGCAUCAUAUGGAACAGCUGCAAAUACAGGUCGCUGAGAUAAGUCCAUUGAAAGAAACUGCUUCUCCUGCAAAGGAGAGGAGAGACGAAAAUAAAUAUUCUGAAUUAAAAACAAUAAUAUAUAAAUACACUGAGCAGUGUGCUCAUGAAACUCCUUACAACUUCCAACAGGUUCCAGUCAACAAAGUCAGUCCUUAUGGUUUCUCAGCACAUGGUCAUAUGACUCAUUCACAACCUUUAUCAAUAGGUGGGCAAAACUCUGGCAAACUGCAAGCCACACCUUCUUCAACUUCAUAUGCAGAAAGGCCAACAGUUCUGCCUAUAUUUACAUUAAUGGACUCCCAGGUUAGCUACCACUCUCAAGGAGACCUACAAAGUCCUUACUCAGAUAAGGUGUCUCCAAGACAGAGAAGGAGCUUAACAAGAGACAGUGAUACUCCGUUGUCCCUUCUCUCCGUCAACCAUGAGGAACUUGAGCGCUCCCCAAGUGGCUUCAGUAUCUCCCAAGACAGAGACGACUUCCCAUUUGGCCCCAACGGGGGAUCGGCAUGGAUGAGAGAGAAACGCUACCUAGCAGAGGGGGAAACAGACACAGACACCGACCCUUUCACACCAAGUGGCUCCAUGCCUUUGUCUUCUACAGGAGAUGGGAUUUCAGAUUCAAUAUGGACCCCUUCAAAUAAGCCAGUUUAAAAGUGCGUGUGGGGGCAGUCACUGGUUGACUUCUCCAUGUAAUGUAAGCAUACUUUGUAUAUCUCACUUACUCUACACCCAAAGCUUACUAGUUCAAAACACCAAUGGCUGCAUAAGAUGCAUGUGAUAUUAGUGGUAGUCAUUCUGCACCAUUUCAUACAAUUUACUAAUGCAGUUUUUUUCAUGCUACCAAAACUAAGGAGCUUAGUUUUGAGCAUGGUUUGCAUGACUUUACCCUAUAUAAAUGGUACAGCUGAUUUCUUCUAUGAUACAUAUCUAUCUGAUACUCUUCAAUACAACAAUGGUGAUUUGAUAACAGGCAAAAUAUGGUGGUCCUUGCUACAGUUUGCAAACAGAGCAGCAAAGUGAAAAUAUUUUCAGGAGCAGUAUCCCUUUGUGGAAACGUAACAUCUGAAUUCAUUUUCUGAUAUAAGUAAAUCAAUCUCUAACCAACUUAUCCGAGAACAUCUAAUAUUCAAAGCAGGGAUAAAGCUGAGUCAAUGUUAAUGACCUUACUGAAAUGGUUUUGUGAACUAAAUGUUUCUUAUGUGACCAUUUAUAGGCCCAUAAAUACAACUACAACCCAUUUAUACAACUACCCGUGAAAUACAACGUCAAAGUGAGAUUAAGGGUAGAAUUUAAAAUUAUCAAAGCCACCUCCUGGGAUUGAUCAUGGGUUUUUAUUUAUUGUAAAAUGUAAAUAUAAGUAUCUCUCUAACUACUUCAAAAAUCUUCAUUAGUGUUUAUAAAAUCCAUGAAUGUGUGCCAUCUUUGGGAUCAAUGUAGAAAUAAACAAAUACCAUUUUGUCACCUGUCCCUGACCAACACAGAGAUAAGUAUGCUCCCUAGGGCCUCAGCCAAAUAUUUUUUCAUGGGAGCUUGAAAUUGUGAUGAGAGAGAGCAGGAAAACAAUCUAAACCCACUGGUAACAGGGCAGAAAUGAAUCAAAGAUCUCACCACUACAGUGGGAAUGUAGUAUCUAUACAGCUAGUAAAACUAGCUUGUCCAAAUAUCCUGCGCAGGACUCAUCUUGUGUCAAUCCAGAUGUGCAUGAAAUAGUGUCCAUUUGAUGUUAAGUUUGAUGGCUACGCAGUCUUUACAGCUGAUGGAAAGCUAAUCAGUACAGUGGUGAGUCCAGGGUACAAGAACCAAGGCACACAUCAGCUUUAGGAUGAGAUUAAUCUCACCUUUAACUCAAUUAUCUACAAUGACCAAAUUUCACCAAAUUUCAAAGGGAGCAGAGGGUGGCUUACUUAGAUGUUGGAUGAUCAAAGACACCCACAGUCAGUCCUGUUGAAGAUGACCCAUGUCACUCCACACAAUGGCUACAACAUCAUGGCUAGAACACUGACCAACAAAGACACAAGGAUUUGGCCCAUGUAAGAUGUUGGAAAGUGGACUUGAGGUAGUGACUGCUUGUAUUACACUGCAGCUGCAUAACUGAACAUCCUUGGCACAUCCAAUCAGAGCACAAGAGAGAGAUACAGUUCACUGGACUUCCCAAUAUUUAUUAGGUAUUGCACAGGCUCAGAUAGAAUGCACUUCAAUGGAAGAUACCUUGUUGGAUUUUGCCCACUUUAGUAAAUGUCAUCUUUGAGUCCUCACUAUCAUUCACAUCUCAUAACAGUCAUUCCAUCCAGGGAACUUGAUUGUCUUCCAGAUGUAGGCAUUGCCUUCAUCUUCAUUGUUUAUUCUCUAUUUGAAGAGACAUCUAUAAGUUUAGGAUCUUACUUCAUCUGCUUCUUCAGCUAAAUCAUGAUACAUCCUUUUGGGACAGAUCUUCAGGGAGAACAAAUUUGCUGUGCAAAUAACUGAGUAAAUAAUGCAGACCAGUUACAGCCCUUGAAGUCCAGGCUGAGUCCAUGGAGCUGUUCUGAGUCAGCAACUAUAAUGACAUGAGGCACAAUUUUGGUAAUUACUUAAUUGACAAAAUAGCCAUUGACCUGAAAAACAGUCUGUGCUUGGCGCAGUUUCAUGGCUAAAAUUGCAGAGAGUAGAGAAUAGAACCAGCUGACAAAAAUGUAAUUCAUAAUAAUUUGGCAUAUUGAGAAGAAUUCCUUGACCAUCAGUGAUUCUUGGAAAUACCUGCAUUGAACCUGCUGCAGGCUCGCUAAUACAGUAAUAUAUGUCUAUGGCCACUCGUAAGAUUUAACCCUCACUUGACAAAUGAAUCACAAAAACCCCAAAACUGAUUUUAACAUUGCUAGACUUCUGAAAUUGAUAUAAGUAUGUGCUAGACGAGCCUGCUUCACUUUUCUCAUAUGUCAAAUGCCUGGCAUUCCUCCUAAUUUCAUUUGAGUUUGGCCCUUCUUAAAAUGCUUUGUAGAUCUGAGCAAUCAAAAGUCAAGGCAGCCAAAGCCCAAGUGUAAUCUGAGAAAUCUGUGAAUAUCUUUGACAACAGCUAUGCUGUGCAGUUCCUUGCCCAAUUCCCCCUCAGAUUCUCCAGUUCAGAUUUCUAAUCUCUCCAAUGUCAGGUCAUAUAAAGGGAAUCUUUUCUCAGCAUUCAACAUGGCUGAAAAUCCAUAAAUCACCUCAUUAUAAAGGUAUGUUCCUUCCAAGAGAAAAUCCAAGCAAAGGCAGAGACUUGAAUGAGUUCCCACCUGCAGACAGUGUGCAGCCCCAGAGGAAAUGGGAUUUGGGCUGCCCUGAACUAUGGACACUUAGCAGCUGAACUGCCUUCAAGUUAUAAUUUUCUAUGGGCUGUAAGCACCAAUUUACUAUGUGCAGCUUAAAAGCGCCAGGUCAGGUAUUUGUAGCCACAUCAUGAAAUAUUUGAUCAUGUGCUAAAUGGCAAGAUAAGGCCUGCCUAUUCUUAAAAGGCACUGGUGGUAAGCACAGCAAGACCCUUUGCAGUGGACAUCUCUGGAUCCUCUGGAAGACACCCAAGAAGACAGUCAAGGAAGUUCUGUUUAGCUUAUUUUAAUAUUAGUUUUUUCCUACACUCUUCUUUGCACUGAAACCAGUCACUGCUCUGUUCAGUAGGGUGAUGUACUGAAUAGCUCUGUCUCCUACAUCAUCUGGAUUAAAAUUAGGGUGUGCAUCAGUCUGUCCCCUAUGCUGACAACAGAUACGUGUCAAGAUGUCACCAGCAAGGUGACAUCUAAACUUGAUCUGGGAUGCGCAUGCAAACUUUAUCAGACUGCAGUUCAUGUUGAGUCCAGGCAGUACAUCAACCUUGGAACUGCAGUUAUGUGUCUGCCAUAGAUACUGGACAAAAUAAAUUAUCCCUGAUUAUUGACCCUGACAAUAUUUAAAAUGUCAGGACCUGUUUUGUAGGAUAGGUUUAGCACAAAAAGGAAUCGUUAUUGACAAUUUCAUUUGAGAGAGGCAGCUGGGCCAAUAGUACUCUUCAUACUGGGAAUGGAUUAGAGUUAUCCAUUCUUCCAUUUGAGUGUGAUAUUUGAGUUUAACAGCUAUCAUUUUCAGUUGGGUUGGAUCUUCCUAAUGUCUAGACUGACACUGACACUUUGUUUACAUGUAGUUAAUGUUAAAGGAAAUUAACCAUUGGAAUCCACUCUUUGCUGGCACUUAAGUCCUACAAGUGACCAAGGAUUCAUUUCAGGCCUCAAGAUGUUUUCCAUAAUCAGAAAGCGUGAGUGUUUGCUCUUCCUGAGGUCAGUAAGAAACCUUCUCGAACCGCUGCACUGGGAGCAGGCCUGGGUCUUAAUCUGCCUUUGCUUACGAAUUUUCUUGUGAAAGACAGCACUUAUCUGGAGAUGCUUUUCUUAGCUACAUUUUUAUGCUGAUUUUUCAGCCACUAACAAAUGACACGCGUCUGGAAGUUUUUGAGAAGGUGAGUCUGUGUUUACAUUGUGUGCUUCUCUUUUCAGUGUUCUUAUCAGUCAAGUUCCCUACCUUUAGAUUCAAACUGAGGAUAUUUCAUUAAGGCAGAAGUGAAUGUUCAGUUAAAGAAUGCACAUAUAGAAAAUGUGGUUUGUGCUCCAUUUAAGGAGUUGGUCCUUCAAAAGAACUUAAUGAGGUAAUGGCUGUUGUCCUUGCCUUGGCUUUUCCCUGCACUGAGUUAAUCAGUCUGGCUCCUAUCAAAAUAAAAGGACAUGGAGAGAUUGAUUGAACAGUUCCUAAGCUGACUCUGGCUAUUCUGGCUCUGUUUUUAUCUGUAACUUUGCUGCAUUGUUACGGUUCAGAGUGGAAAUAGAUUUCAAUUUUUCUGCUUCAAAUUGUGGCCCAGCCGAGCUGCAAACUAAUUCCCACCUGAACCCAUGUGUAGCAGGGCUGCUGCCUUGUGGUCUUCAGGCGAGCACCGUGGUCCAACCAGUUUGCAAGAUCACAGCCUAAAGCAAUCAGAAAAAGCACAUUAAGGAGUAAAUUCAGCCCUGCUGGGAGCCCAGUUGUUUCAGGGGUGUCAUGUAAGAACUGAAUCUGUCCUGCUUCACGCAGAGCAUGUGAGGAAUUUCAUCUUGGUUCCUUGCACCCCACAGCCCCCACUACUAAGCUUUAGGUGCAUAAGAGCUGCAAACCUAAAUUUUCUAUAACACCUCACGAAUUUUAUGGGAUGUCACUUUUUCAGGAGCCCCACUGAAUGUGGGUGUUCACUUUUGAGGACCACUUUCAGAGGUGCAGGGGAAAAAGGGGUCAUUUUCAAGUGUUUUUAGCUGGGCACUGUAAGAAUGAAGAUCCUGAGUAUCAUUAUUGCUUAUGAUUAUUUAGGCUGUAAGAUCUGAUCCUUCCCAAUACAGCUUUUAGUAGCUUCCCUCUGAAGUUAAGUGAAGCAAAAUACUGGAAGUGGGAUCCUAUUUCCAUCCUCAAGAAUACGCUGAGACUGAAGGUUACAUAGCCAACUGCAUUUUGUUUUCUAGUUAUGGCAUCUUAUUAUUACUAGUAUUUGUGCCUUGCUCACUGAAAUUUUCUCCAUGCUACAAAGAUGCUUUUCAGAUUCUGGCUGACAAGGGAACACAACUUUUAUACAAGUGGCCUUUAGUGCUCUUUAUAAUAUUAUUUAUUGUAAUUUUUAAACUGUAUGUGUAAUUUAUAUUCUGACACUGUCCAAUAUUUGAACAACUUUAAUAUGUUUAUUUCAAUAUAUUAUGCAAACAAUACUUCUUAACUGAUUUUUUAUGUUCUGUCUUUAAAAACUGCACCACUUAUUAAUAAAUAGAAAUUUCAAUUAAGA